GUGAGCACGGCUCACUUCAAAAUAAAAUAAAAAGCUGAGCACGGCCCGAUUCUAAAAGAAAAGCUAAUCACGGGCCAUUCUGUCCAGAAAAAAGAAAAGGUGAGUACGGCCCAUCACUGGGCCAUCAUCUUGAAUUUUUCGGUCCACUGUCCGUACCACUUUCACCCCUAGCCCAGUUAUGCCCACUAAGCCGAUCAGGUGAGCACGGCUCCUCUCCCAUCAUCUCAUUUCGGUCCUCUCAAAAAAAAAAAAUCUGAUUUCGGAAUUCGCUCCAAAAAAAAACUGAUUUCGGAAUUUUGAAGUGGCAAUACCACCAUCUCGAAGAAAUGUUUCUGCCGAUCCAUUCGCCCCUCUGAAACCCUAUCAGACGCAUCUUUCCUCCAUGGGUUUUCUUGGGAAACUUCGAGAAGAUCGCGCCCUGUGUCACCCUAAACCCGUGCGGGCGACAAGCGCAGGCCAUCUGUUCGACAAAAUGCGGAAGACAACAACAAAGGGCUGGGUGAUGCGCCGGAGAACGGCGGCCGUCCGCUGGGUGCCGCGCCGCCGCCGCGCGGGCGGCGGGGUCGACCGCCUCAGCGCCCUCCCGGACGCGCUGCUCCACCUCAUCAUGUCCUCCCUCAAGGCGUGGGAGGUGGUGCGCACCUGCGUCCUCUCGCGCCGCUGGCGCGACCUCUGGGCUUCCGCGCCCUGCGUCGACAUCCGCGUGUUCUACUCUGGCCGCGACGGCGCGCCGCCGAGGGAGCUCCGCGGCUUCGUGUACCGCCUCUUCCUCUUGCGCGACCCGUCGGCGCCGGUGCACACGCUGCGCCUGCAGUCCAACGACGAGGAUGACUCCUUCUGCGAUGGUGAUGCUGACACGUGGAUCAAGACUGCCAUCAAAAGCAAUGCCCGAGUUAUCCGUCUGGAUGGACGUCGCGGUGACUUUGCUUCGUUGGACCACACGGCCUUCGUUUUUUCUUCCCAUCUCAAGAUUCUGAAGCUGUCCUAUGUUGUGCUUGAUGACAGGAUCCUCAGGCAGCUUUCUUAUGGGUGCACAUCUUUGUAGUAGCUGGAUCUUAAGGAUUGCUUGGUCACGGGCCAUGAGUUUUCUUCUGCCUCUUUGAAGGCUUUAACCAUGUCCAAAUGCAAGAUCGUCGUGGACUUCUCCAUCGAUGCUCCAAACCUUGUGCUUCUGCGCCUCAUCAUACCGUACAUUCGAAUUCCAACGUUUAAGAAUUUGGGGUCACUGGUCACAGGCACUAUUGUACUUGUUGACUCUUGCUUGGGUGAUGACUUUCAAGGACUCAGUGAUGCUGAUCAUUCGGGUGAAACAGAUGAUGUUGAUGACGAUAGUGAUACAAGUGAGAACUAUAACAUGGGAUAUGGACAUGCCUACAUAGGUGAUUAUAGUUAUGGCACCAACGGAACCUACAAGUACAGUGAGAUUAUAAGUGAUUGUGAUGAUGAAAAGUAUGGUUACCAUGGUGACGGUCAUAAUUGCAGUAAAGAUGGCAACUAUUGUGACUAUGGUGCAACUGCAAACUAUGGACGCAAUGAGAGUAAAAGUUUAGAUGUCAAUAGUGUUCUUCAGAGCCUUCGGAAUGCUAGAACUUUGGAGCUGUUGAGUUAUUCUGGAGAGGUGCUUCUGAACAGAGAUUUUAAAAGCUGUCCAACUUUUAGCAACCUGAAGACCAUGUCCCUGGGUGAAUGGUGUAUUGCUGCUGACUUUGAUGCAUUAGUUCUCUUGCUACAACAUUCACCUAAUCUGGAGAGACUUUUUCUUGAACUCAUACUGAACUUGAACAUCAGAAAGGCAUUGGAAAGAGGUCUCAAACUGAAGGAAAGAUCAUUUGCUUGCAAACACCUUCGAAUGGUGGAGAUCAAAUGCUCAAAGGAUGAUGUGAGAGUCCAUAUGCUAGCAGAACUGUUCAAGGCAAAUGGUAUACCCCAUGAGAAGCUCUACGUCCAUUGGCCCGGAUGUGCGGUGCACAGUUCGUCCGGGAUGGCGCCCGUCCCGAGCUCUCUGAUGCGGUCGGCCGUGGAGUCGUCGCCCGUGUCCCCAGGCCUGCUCGGUGCGCCACUGGAGCUGGCGGUGCACAGCUCGGUGGGGACGGCGCCGAUGCGGUCGCCAUGUGCUCCCGUGCAGUUGCCGGUCAUGGUGGCCUCAUCUCCGUUCCAGUCCGGUGGAAUGCCUGAGCUGCGGAACUCACCGCGGGUCACAGCUGCGACGCCACGGGACCCUUCGCCGCCUUUCCAGGACAUGGCGGAGGCCCCUGGAGCUGCUGGGCCUGAAUUGCAAGAGGCUGACCCUUCCGACUGUGCCGAGCCAAAGGUGCAGCCAUUGCAUGAAGUGGAACAGGAGGCUCCACUCCAUUGUGGUUCUGUCUCAGGGUGCGGGGCCAACUCUGUGCAUCCGGUUCUCAAGGGGGCUGCUGUGGUCACGCGUCGCAGUGCAAGGAUCGCGGCCAUGGCUGACGCGGACGACACGGUUCUUGACAAAGUGAUGCGCCGUGCCAAGCUGCGGGACCUCGAGUAGUACAGAUUUCCACGGCGAGAAAAUGAUACAUGUUGACGUGCAGAAAGCAGAGCAGUAAAUCCUAUAUGAUGAUUGCAGUAAUGCUUAUGUAGUUAAUAAGGAUCUAGUUGGCAAGAAACCGUGGUUUACAGUUUUCCACCAAGUACUGAUUGUGCUCGAUUGGCAGUGACAAACCUUUGUGCAACAUGGAAGACGGAACUUUUUAUGGCUA
This is a messenger RNA of Brachypodium distachyon (stiff brome), 2726 nucleotides long. RefSeq lists its product as uncharacterized. Lineage: Eukaryota; Viridiplantae; Streptophyta; Magnoliopsida; Poales; Poaceae. Gene Ontology annotation, molecular function: protein binding. The transcript is spliced from 5 exons. The record is from RefSeq and is a predicted model, not a curated record.